Rhododendron vialii is the source of this 1252-nucleotide messenger RNA. RefSeq names its product ethylene-responsive transcription factor ERF022. The transcript has a single exon. NCBI's taxonomy places the organism in Eukaryota, Viridiplantae, Streptophyta, Magnoliopsida, Ericales, Ericaceae. Bases 67 to 630 code for a protein of 187 amino acids. Gene Ontology annotation, molecular function: DNA binding; DNA-binding transcription factor activity. The record is from RefSeq and is a predicted model, not a curated record. Gene Ontology annotation, biological process: regulation of DNA-templated transcription.
GUCUUUGCCUCGAUCACUUUUCAAAAACCUGCAUACAUAUUAUAUACCUAUCACCUACAUUCAUAUAUGGAAGAGACAAGUAACAAUGGUACUGGGGAUGCAAGUUUGAAUGACAAUGGUACUGGGGAUGCAAGUUUGAAUUACAGGGGAGUCCGUAGGCGAAAAUGGGGGAAAUGGGUGUCGGAGAUACGGGAGCCCGGGAAGAAAACUCGGAUUUGGCUAGGAAGUUUUGAGACUCCUGAAAUGGCAGCGGCGGCGUACGACGUAGCCACAUUGCACCUAAGGGGUCAAGGGGCCCGACUAAACUUCCCUGAGCUGGCUCACAAUCUUCCUCGUCCGGUAAGCUCCACUGGUGAGGACAUACGCUCGGCUGCUCAGGAGGCUGCUCUACUCUUCAAAAAGCUACCCGGAGGAGAGCCCGAGCCAGGCAGCUCGAGCUCUAAUCCGGCUCCUGUAACUAUUGGACUCUCCCCGAGCCAAAUCCAGGCCAUUAACGACGCCCCGUUGGAUUCACCGAAGACGUGGAUAGAGUUGAAUGGCACGCUAAUGCUGGAAGAGCGUGCUAUUUUUUCGAAUGAUGUUGAGUUGGGUGAAAUACCUGAGUAUUCUCUUUGGGACACAAAAUUUUGAUCAAAAAACCACAUUUUUUGUUACUGAUGCACGGAAUCGACACCAUAUGACCAGUUCUUACUUUUGUAUUCUUAAAACUCAUACGGCGUCCAAAACAUAGUCACGAAAUGAUCUGUUAGAGCAUCUCCAGCAAGCAGCAAUUCAUAGCCAUUUUUGGCUAGGAAAUAUGCCAGAUUUUAGUUUAGCUAGCUACCAAUUGUUUAAGUCUCCCAACAGACUAGACAUUAGGCUAUGCAAAGGGAAGAAUAGUAACGGCUAGCUUGAUGGAGGAAAAAAAAAAAAGGAUUUCCCACUUCCAACAAUAUCUCACUUUUCUAUCAACUAAUUUUUUUUCCCUUCAUCUAUAAAUAAGUUCAUAUUUUACAUUUCCACAACCAUCUCAAUUUAAUUUUUUCCUUUAUCCUUGAUUCUUUUCCAUAUUUCCUCUCAUUUUUCACCAGUAAAGAUAUUGGUACCGACCACCAACAUCCCGAAAUCGUACCGACGGCCUCGCCGGGCCCACUCCGGCCACUGGACGUAAAUAUAUAUGCGAAAAUGGGAUGUUUCGAUCGAGCACCCUACACGCAUCGGAUGCCGUUGAUUCCCGCGGGUUUUUUUUUUACAAUUUUUGGACUGCUCGGAU